CACAGGGAGAAGUAGAAGAUGGUGAAUUUCACAGAGAAUGUGACUGAGAAGUGCAAUAUUAAUCAUGAAAUCCACGAGACAUUAUCCCCUGUGGUGUACAUAUUUGUGUUCAUAUUAGGCUUGCCAGCUAACUGCCUGUCCCUAUACUAUGGCUAUUUACAGAUCAAGGCUAAAAAUGAGUUAGGUAUCUACCUUUGCAAUUUGACUAUAGCAGACUUGCUGUACAUAUUUUCUUUGCCUUUUUGGCUUCAGUAUGCUUUACAGCAUGACAACUGGACCUAUGAUGAGCUGCUGUGCAAGGUGUGUGGCAUCAUCCUGUAUGAGAACAUCUAUAUCAGCGUGGGCUUCCUGUGCUGCAUCUCCAUUGACCGCUACCUGGCCGUGGUGCACCCCUUCCGCUUCCAGCGCUUUCGCACCAUGAGGGCUGCUGCCAUUGUGAGCUGCAUCAUCUGGGCCAAAGAAAUCAUCACAUGCUGCUUUGUCUUCACACACGGGGAGAUCAGCAUGGAUGCUGAGAGCCACUUGGUGUGCUUUGAGCAUUAUCCCAUCAAGAAAUGGGAGCACAAUGUCAAUUACUACCGCUUCUCUGCUGGCUUCCUUUUCCCCUUCUUUCUGCUGGCCUUCUCCUACUGUGGGAUUUUACGAGUUGUCCACAAGAGUCCUGGCACCCAAAAGAAGAAGAAAAUCCAAAUUAAAAGACUGGUAUCAAGCACUGUUUUCAUAUUUUUAGUCUGCUUUGGACCAUACCACAUCCUACUUGUAGUUCGUAGCUUGUUGGAGAACAACUGCUCAUUUGCUGAGAAAAUAUUUAAUGUUUACCAUAUUUCUCUCCUGUUAACCACUUUUAACUGUGUUGCUGACCCAGUAUUGUACUGUUUUUCCAGUGAAAGCACUUACCAGAACUUUGUCAAGAUGAGAGACUCUUGUCUAACAUGUUUAGGCCAUCUGAGUACUGAGACAAAGGAAUCCUAUCCACUAAACACUACUGAAACUCCCAACAGAAAACAGCCUGAACAACAGCCAGAGUUAUUACAAAUACCACUUGAUGGUGCUGGAAUGAAGGACUGCUUCACAACUAAUGCAGACAGCCUAUAG
This is a messenger RNA of Camarhynchus parvulus, 1095 nucleotides long. It is a transcript of the gene GPR68, whose product is annotated as G protein-coupled receptor 68. Gene Ontology annotation, molecular function: G protein-coupled receptor activity. The transcript has a single exon. Gene Ontology annotation, biological process: G protein-coupled receptor signaling pathway; cellular response to pH. The record is from RefSeq and is a predicted model, not a curated record. Lineage: Eukaryota; Metazoa; Chordata; Aves; Passeriformes; Thraupidae. Gene Ontology annotation, cellular component: membrane. Bases 19 to 1095 code for a protein of 358 amino acids.